Molecule: messenger RNA, 318 nt
Organism: Knipowitschia caucasica
Lineage: Eukaryota; Metazoa; Chordata; Actinopteri; Gobiiformes; Gobiidae
Source: the annotation of a GenBank genome assembly
AUGCAAGGAACAAGUGAUGAGCCUGUAAUGGGUGUCAAAGGACCCACACCACUGAUGGAGCUAAAGAGCAUGAACAUGAUCACCUCUUUCAUUCCGGAGUAUCAACACAGUCGUCUGGUCAGUGGACUGGGUGUAGUGUGGAUAAUCGGGAGAGAGGUUUAUGCCUAUGGUUACUCUUCUGGAGAUCCAGCCAAAAGAAUGAGAGGGGCCUUCGGUAACUUUGCCUUCAUGGGAAUGCUCCUGACCACCAUCAGCUUUGGACGCCAUCUGCUGGGCUGGACGGGGCCAAGAUUUGGACCAUUCUGUCGACCAGUAUAA